Clupea harengus (Atlantic herring) is the source of this 4475-nucleotide messenger RNA. RefSeq names its product eukaryotic translation initiation factor 3 subunit A (gene eif3a). The record is from RefSeq and is a predicted model, not a curated record. Gene Ontology annotation, molecular function: translation initiation factor activity; mRNA binding. Gene Ontology annotation, cellular component: eukaryotic translation initiation factor 3 complex, eIF3m; eukaryotic translation initiation factor 3 complex, eIF3e; multi-eIF complex. Gene Ontology annotation, biological process: translation reinitiation; formation of cytoplasmic translation initiation complex. Lineage: Eukaryota; Metazoa; Chordata; Actinopteri; Clupeiformes; Clupeidae.
CGUUGCUGUAUUCCGUAGCGGGAGCUCCUCGGAACGUGUUGUUCGAACACGCGGAUGGACUCGUGUGACUGUGAAUAAUCAUCUUCGAGAAUUUAUUAAGUCUUGAGUGUUUAUUCUUUACAUCGGUUUGCAACCAUGCCGGCCUACUUUCAGAGACCGGAAAAUGCUCUGAAAAGAGCUAAUGAAUUUUUGGAAGUUGGCAAGAAACAGCCAGCCUUGGAUGUACUGUAUGAUGUCAUCAAGAGCAAAAAGCAUCGAACAUGGCAGAAGAUCCACGAGCCGAUCAUGCUCAAAUAUCUGGAGCUCUGCGUGGAUCUGCGCAAGAGUCACCUGGCCAAGGAGGGCCUGUACCAGUACAAGAACAUCUGUCAGCAGGUGAAUAUCAAGUCUCUUGAAGAUGUGGUCAGGGCUUAUUUGAAGUUGGCUGAAGAGAAGACCGAGACUGCCAAGGGGGAGUCUCAGCAGAUGGUCCUGGAUAUUGAAGAUUUGGACAAUAUUCAGACUCCUGAAAGUGUAUUGCUGAGCGCCGUGAGCGGAGAGGAUACCCAGGACCGAACUGACCGACUGUUGCUCACCCCCUGGGUCAAGUUCCUGUGGGAGUCUUACCGUCAGUGCUUGGACCUACUGCGGAACAACUCCAAGGUGGAACGCCUGUACCAUGAUAUUGCCCAGCAAGCUUUCAAGUUCUGCCUUCAGUACACGCGAAAGGCAGAAUUUCGCAAACUCUGUGACAAUCUGCGCAUGCAUCUGGGCCAGAUUCAAAGACACCAUAACCAGAGCACUGCCAUCAACCUGAACAACCCUGAGAGUCAGUCGAUGCACCUGGAGACGCGCCUGGUGCAGCUGGACAGUGCCAUUGCCAUGGAACUCUGGCAGGAAGCCUUCAAGGCUGUAGAAGACAUCCAUGGCCUCUUUGCCCUGUCUAAAAAGCCCCCUAAGCCUCAACUCAUGGCCAACUACUACAACAAGGUGUCCACCGUCUUCUGGAAGUCUGGAAACGCACUUUUUCAUGCCAGUACUUUGCACCGCCUGUAUCACCUCUCGAGGGAGAUGCGCAAGAACCUCACCCAGGAUGAGAUGCAGAGAAUGUCUACCAGAGUUCUCCUAGCCACCCUGUCUAUUCCCAUCACCCCUGAGAGGACCGACAUCGCCCGCCUGCUGGACAUGGAUGGAAUCAUAGUGGAGAAACACCGCAGACUUGCUACUCUACUGGGCCUCCAGUCCCCUCCCACCCGCCAGAGUCUCAUCAAUGACAUGGUGAGGUUUAAUCUUCUGCAGUACAUCGUCCCUGACGUCAAAGAGCUGUACAACUGGCUAGAGAUGGACUUCCAUCCACUGAAACUUUGUGGAAGGGUAACAAAGGUGCUGAACUGGAUAAAGGACCAGGCAGAGAAAGAGUCUGAUCUUCAGCAGUAUGUGCCACACCUCCAGAGCAACACCAUCCUUAGACUUCUACAGCAGGUGGCCCAGAUCUACCAGAGCAUCGAGUUCACUCGUCUGGCGUCUCUAGUGCCAUUUGUGGAUGCCUUUCAGCUUGAGCGCUCCAUUGUGGACGCUGCCCGACACUGCGACCUGCAGGUGCGCAUCGAUCACACCUCUCGUACUCUGAGUUUUGGGUCAGAUCUGAACUAUUCCACAAAAGAAGAUGCACCUAUCGGCCCGUUCCUCCAGAACAUGCCCUCGGAGCAGAUCAGGAACCAACUCACCGCUAUGUCUUCCUCUCUUGCCAAGGCGAUCCAAGUCAUCAGGCCACCUUCCAUCCUGCAAGAGCGUGAGGAGCAGAGCCAACUAGCCAUCGCAUCUUACCUGAAGAAUGGUCGUAAAGAGCACCAGCGCAUCCUGGCCCGCAGACAGACCAUCGAGGAGCGCAAGGAGCGCCUGGAGAGUCUCAACAUCGCGCGGGAGAAGGAGGAGCUGGAGCAGCGCGAGGCGGAGAUGCAGAAGGUGCGCAAGGCAGAGGAGGAGCGCCUGCGGCUGGAGGCCAAGGAGCGCGAGAAGGAGCGCAUCAUGCAGGAGCACGAGCAGAUCAAGAAGAAGACCGUGCGAGAACGCCUGGAACAAAUCAAGAAGACUGAACUGGGGGCCAAGGCCUUUAAGGACAUUGACAUCGAGGACCUGGAGGAGUUGGACCCAGACUUCAUCAUGGCCAAGCAGGUGGAGCAGCUGGAGAAGGAGAAGAAAGAACUUCAAGAGCGCCUGAAAAACCAAGAGAAAAAGAUUGACUACUUUGAGAGGGCUAAAAGGUUGGAGGAGAUUCCCCUGAUCAAGAAGGCUUAUGAGGAACAACGCAUCAAAGAUAUGGAACUCUGGGAACUGCAGGAAGAUGACCGGAUCAGCAACAUGAAGGUUGAACGGGAGAAGGCCCUGGAGCACAAGCAGAGGAUGUCUAGGAUGAUGGAGGACAAGGAGAACUUUGUUGCCAAGAUCACAGAUGCUCGAAGUUUCAUCUAUGAGGAGAAACUUAAACAGUUCCAAGAGCGCCUGGUGGAGGAGCGAAAGAAACGCCUUGAGGAAAGGAAAAAACAGCGCAAGGAAGACCGGCGCAAUGCCUACUACCGUCAGAAAGAAGAGGACGCCCAGAGAAUUCACGAGGAGGCACUAAAGAAAGAGCGGGAUGAGCGUGAGCGCGUGGAGCAGGAGGCGAGAGAGGAGGAGGAGAAGGAGUACCAAGAGAAACUAAGAAAACUUGAGGAGCAGGAGAGGAAACAGCGAGCCCGCCAGCAGGAGAUUGAGGAGCGUGAGCGCCGCAAGGAGGAGGAGAGGAGGAUGCCUGAGGAGAAGGGCAGUAAGGACUGGGCAGAGAAAGAGGAAGGAGGAGGAGGAGGAGGAGGAGGAGGGGGUGGUGGUGGUGGUGGUGGAGGAGGAGGAGGAGGAGGAUGGAGAAAACGUGGUGAAGGAGAGACAGAAUGGCGUCGACCUGUGUCUGAUCGCGAAAGGAAACAGGAUGACAAUGAUGACACUGAGGAGCAUGAGCGAGAGCCAGCCUUGAAGAAGCCAGCUGAUGUGCCCCGCCGCGUGAUCUCCGAUGACCGCCCUCUCCGUCGUGGCUUUGAUGAUGACUGGGGUCCUCGCCGCGGCGCUGAUGAAGAGCGCGCACCCCGUAGGGGCCUGGAUGACGAGCGUGGCCCCAGAAGGGCCUUCGAUGAUGAGCGCAGUCUGAGGAGGGGAGAUGACGGUGAGCGAAGCCUUCGAAGGGGAACAGAAGAGGACAGAGUGCCACGCCGGGCCUUCGAUGAGGACCGAGCACCUCGGAGAGUUCUGGAUGAGCCCAGGGCCCCCAGACGUGGGCCUGAUGAUGAUUGGUCCAGGAAGGGUGGAGAUGAGGAGAGGGCCGUUCGCAGAGGCAUGGAUGACGCGGGGCCACGGCGUGGGGAUGAUCCUAAGCCGUGGAAACCUGUAGCCAAGGCAUCUACAGGUGGUGGGUGGAGAGAGAGGGAGAAGGCCCGUGAAGAGAGUUGGGGUCCCCCUCGUGAUGGCGCUGGCCAUGAUGAUGAAGAGGAUGAAGAAGAGGCUGAUGUGGAAGUGCCCCAGGAGAGUGAGCCUAAUAAAGACCGCCGACCACCACCCCCCAGGGAGGAGGGUGGAGCUUGGAGACGUGGAGUAGGAGGAGGUGGUGGAGGUGGUGGUGGAGGUGGUGGUGGAGGUGGAGGUGGAGGUGGAGGUGCAGCAACGGAGGAAGUCAGCAGCUGGCGAGGAGGAGGAGGAGGAGGAGGAGGAGGAGGACGCGGUGAGGACGCGACUCGAGAGGAACGCCCAGAUCGUCGUGACAUAAGAGAGCGAAAGGAUGAGCGUGAACCAGCAAGAGCCCCCCCUCCCAGGGAAACUGAAGAAGGUGGCUCCUGGAGAAGAGGUGGAGCCGGAGGAGGAGGAGGAGGAGGAGGAGGGGAAGUCAAGCGUGAGGAGCGGGAGGCUCCAGCCAGACCACGGGAGCGUGAGCGUGAUCCUGAGGGGGAAAAGAGCUCUUGGCGAUUAGAGAAGGAGAAGGAACAGCGGCGUAUUAAGAAUGAGACUGAUGAUGAUGGAUGGACCACGGUUCGCCGUUAGGCCACCACCACCACUGUUGCUUUCCAUCUUAAGUGUAGCUUCAGUGUCUUUGAGUGUUCUUGAAUCUUUCAAUGGUGUUGCUGUGGCAAUUAUUUCCAAAUUAACAGUACAGAUUUGCUUAAAUCGGUGCAUGGAGCCUUCACUAAAGUAGAUCCUUUUUCAAAUAGAUUUUUAUGCAGCUUUAUGUUGAAUUAAAAUCAUUCCUAUCUUUUGCAUGUUUCAAGUAUAACAUUGGUCAUUCAAUAUACCAGUUGUGGGUUCAUUAAUUUGGGAGUAAUGCAUUUUAAGAGAAUAACCCAGCUCCAAAUUGUUUUUGAUUGACUACAGAAAUGUACUGAGAUGUUUCAAGAUGCUUCCUCUAAAUUCUAGCUAGCUGUCCUUCAAUUGCUUCUCCUGAUUCAUUUUAAAGGAAAAUAAACUCAUUGAAGUAA